Molecule: messenger RNA, 233 nt
Organism: Cooperia oncophora
Lineage: Eukaryota; Metazoa; Nematoda; Chromadorea; Rhabditida; Trichostrongylidae
Source: the annotation of a GenBank genome assembly
AUGAUAACUGAGUGGAUCAUAUCCUCACAUAAAUAUAUGUACAAUGAGGAUCUUGAUAGAAAAGAUGCAGAUCUGACAUUCCAAUCAAUCGUUGCCCUAUUUGGAGUGGGUGGAGCAGUUGGUGGGCUGUCAUCAGGAGUGCUGGCUGAUGCAGCGGGCAGAAGAGGAUGCUUGCUCUACACGAAUAUUAUUGCAUUUCUUGCUGCUGCUUUUAUGGGAACAGCGAAAUACGC